This is a messenger RNA of Ochlerotatus camptorhynchus, 486 nucleotides long. RefSeq lists its product as uncharacterized. The record is from RefSeq and is a predicted model, not a curated record. The transcript has a single exon. Lineage: Eukaryota; Metazoa; Arthropoda; Insecta; Diptera; Culicidae. The coding region runs from base 1 to 486 and encodes 161 amino acids.
AUGUAUCCAGCCGCAGCAGCGGUAGCCCAGAAGGAUUUCUAUGUGGAUGAUUUCCUGUCUGGUGCCGACGAUGUUGAAUCCGCUAUCCACCUACGCCAAGAAAUGUCCGCCAUGCUUUCAGCGGCAGGCUUUCCGCUGAAGAAGUGGGCUUCAAACUCGCCUGAAGUUCUAGCCGAUAUUCCCGAAGAUGAUCUAGCCUUCCCGCCGUACCAUGACCUUCAAGACGAUCAAUCCGCUUCCACUCUCAGACUCAUCUGGGAACCGAGAUCCGACAUGAUGAGCUUCAAGAUUCAACUGCCAUUACCAGCACCCGUUUUGACUAUACGGAAAGUUAUGUCCUACGUUGCACAGAUUUUCGACCCACUUGGCCUGGUGGGACCAAUAAUAGUCAUCGCUAAGCUCCAAGCUAAGUAUCCAAGACACGACCGUAGAUUUGACGUAGGAUUACGAAAGGUAGUUAUGAUGUCACAGCAAAAGUAUAGUUAA